GAGAUGGUAGUGCUGCUUGGUGGUGGAUCAGCAAUGGAAUUUUUCCCGAAAGCCUACGCCCCGGGCCCCUCCCAACUCUGGCUCUGCACCCUUCUCCCCACCAGCCGCGGGCCAGGCCGCCCCGCCCUCUUGACCGAGACUUCAAUUCUCAGUGGCACUUGACGCGGAGCGUUUUCCCUGCUGUCCAGACAUUCUUCUCCGGGGUUCUCCUCUACAUCCUCCCCUUGCAGAGUAGGGCAGCUCCAGCCCGCUGUACUCAGAGGCUUGCAGUGCGCCGUUCUCCGCGCUGCAGCCACCUUGCCAGGGCAGGACUGGGGGUGAAGCAACGCCUGUCUGGUUGCCCCCGCCCAGUUGCAGACUUGGACGAAGACAGGAUCCUGCGGCUUGGAAGGCUGAGUUCCACAUCUAACCAAGCUCAGAGAGAACCCGCUCCAGUGCAUGGCCCUCAGGCUGUUUGAAGCAGUGUCUCUUUAUGGUCUAUGCUGGUGAGGUCCGUUAGAGCACAGACACCCAUGUCAGCAGAUAACCUUCCUACAAGAGGUCAAGAGGUGUUCUGUAUGGACAGCUGCUGGAAGCCCGUAGCCAUAGCCAGUUCUUCAUCAACUCUUAAGCAUCCACCUGGGCAUUAAGUAAUGAAAAUUUUGAAACCAUAUAUGAGGAAUGCAUCCAUCUCAUGCUGCUUGUGUUUCCUUCUCAACAGUCAUUUUUUAACUGAGGCUGGCAUUCAUGUCUUCAUUUUGGGCUGUCUCAUUAUCGGUCUCCCUAAAACAGAGGCCAACUGGGAAUAUAUAAGAAUUGACCUGGAAAAAAUUCAAAAUUUUAGUAAACAUAUUCAUAUUGAUACUACUUUAUACACUGACAUUGACUUUCAUCCCAGUUGCAAAUUUACUGCAAUGAAUUGCUUUCUCAUGGAGUUACGGGUUAUUUUACAUGAGUACAAGUACCAUGACGAAAACCUUACUGAUACAGUACUAAACGUGAUGAUUCUUGGAAACAGCACUCUGUUUUCUAACAAGAAUAUAGUAGAAUAUGGCUGCAAGAAAUGUGAGGAACUGGAGGAGAAAAACUUCACAGAAUUUUUGCAGAGUUUUAUACGCAUUGUACAAAUGUUCUCCGAAAAGUCUUGAUUGUAGUUAAUUCUCUUCAGAUAUUAAGACGCCUCCUCCUGCUGCUCAGACGCAGCACAGCUCUGUGCAUUUGAGAUCUGCUGGGAAAGCAAAGCUUUCUCACAGGAAGCUGAUGAGCUGCUUGGAUCCCAUAGACUCUUUGAAAUGAAGGGAGAAAAAGAGCUUUUCUCAGACUUUUUUUUUUGCUUGCUUAUUUUUAAUUUAUUACUGUAGUUGUACAUAUUUGUAAUAUAACAGAAGAUGUGGAAUAAAGUUUUGUGUAUAUUUUAUCAA
This is a messenger RNA of Psammomys obesus (fat sand rat), 1400 nucleotides long. It is a transcript of the gene Il15, whose product is annotated as interleukin 15. The transcript is spliced from 8 exons. The coding region runs from base 633 to 1127 and encodes 164 amino acids. Gene Ontology annotation, biological process: positive regulation of tyrosine phosphorylation of STAT protein; neutrophil activation; positive regulation of T cell proliferation. The record is from RefSeq and is a predicted model, not a curated record. NCBI's taxonomy places the organism in Eukaryota, Metazoa, Chordata, Mammalia, Rodentia, Muridae. Gene Ontology annotation, cellular component: extracellular region. Gene Ontology annotation, molecular function: cytokine activity; cytokine receptor binding.